This is a messenger RNA of Anguilla anguilla (European eel), 3923 nucleotides long. Its product is annotated as kinesin-like protein KIN-14R. Gene Ontology annotation, molecular function: microtubule motor activity; microtubule binding; ATP binding. The transcript is spliced from 14 exons. Gene Ontology annotation, biological process: microtubule-based movement. Lineage: Eukaryota; Metazoa; Chordata; Actinopteri; Anguilliformes; Anguillidae. Bases 1548 to 3917 code for a protein of 789 amino acids. The record is from RefSeq and is a predicted model, not a curated record.
ACGAGACGAGUAUUGUAAGAGAGUAUAAGAAUGGGGACAGGGAGGGAGGCAGAUCAGUUUAACCACUGUGUGUGUGAAUCCCUCCCACCAAAAGAAAAAAGGGGAAAAAAGCCGAAGUCCUUGGCAGGAAGAACUGCUAAUGUACUAUGGUUUUUAUUUUCAUUUUUACAGACUUGACUGGUCUUUAGUGACGAUUGUUCCUGCUCUCGGUGAGUCCCGUACAGUUUACAGGUGUGGAAAUUCCGCUUGCAGACUUUAACUUGGCGCAUGUUUCGAGCAGGGCUCUUACGCACAGCUGAACUCUGCCUGGGCUGCUGGUUAUCAGCUGUCAGCAGUGAGAGCUGCAAGCCUGCCCAUUCCCCACUUUACCCUAUCUCUCCAGCACACGUGCGCCUGUGUAUGGACCGUGUAAGCCUGGACCAGGGCUGCCCAACCCCGUUCCUGAAGAUUUACCAUCCCGUAGGUUUUCAGUUCAACCCUAAUCUGGCCCACCUGAUUCGACUAAUUAACAGCUCAACAGAGAUCUCUAGCUGUUGAAUGCAGUGCAGGCUGCUCUGUUAGGGUUGGAGUGAAAGCCCACUGGACGGUAGAUCUCCAGGAACAGGGUUGGGCAGCCUAUGCGUAUGACCUGCGUAUGGUUGGAGUAUGUGUAAGCACUAUGUAGAAUUGGGUAUGGGUUUGGCCUGUGUAGCGCUGGAGUAAGUGUAUGUGUUAUGUAGAGUUAGAGUAUGUUCCGUUUCAACUUCAUGGACAAAUGACUGCCUGUAGUCCUUCUUCAGCUCUGCUGGUUUUCAUUAUUACAUGGCAUUUUAAUAAUCAAUAUGAGCUGCUCAUUACACAGUUAAUUCACAUAACCUGCUUACAUGGGUCUGAGGUGGGUGCUGUUAAAGGUGAAAACAGAAACCAGCAUUGCCUGUGUCUCUCCAGGACCAGGGUUGCCAGACCCCUGACUUGGUGUAAGAGAUCAAAAUGUAUUUCAGAAACUUUAAAGUGAUGAUGAGUAUGAACGUGUCUGAAUUUAAUUUUAAAAAAUGAUAUGAUGAAUUUCAGAUAAUUUCACAUAAUUAACAUAGUUGAGUAUUCAGUACGUGGCUAUUUUAUUAUAUUCAAUAUUAUAAAAAACGUAUCCAGAAGUCAUUGGAAUAAUUUCAGUCAUAAUGUCUAUGGAUGCGACCUGAAGUUUACUCGUUGCCCAUGGCAACCAUCUUCCGCCUGUCAUUUCGCAGCCCGCGCUCGGUACCAUUGCACGACGCUGGAAGAGGCAGACGGUUGUCGGACAGUUGUUAUUUCUCAUAGACUUGCAAACUAUAUUGGUUUAAAAAUGACUUGCUCACAGAGCCACACGAAUACCUGUGUGCAGUGCCAAUUCCGGUUUAUUUAAAUAGCAUCAUCUGCAAAAUUGACUACAUAACUUUUAGACUUUUCAUGUGGAAAAAUACAAUCUAGAAUUUGCAAAAGAGCCACAGUGGGAUCGAGUGCACGCGCAGGUUUCGAACGUCCGUUUCACGAAGAGCUGUCCAACUUAAUUUUAAGACCCCAGCUGGGAUAUGGGUAGCGCUGCCUCCGUAGCGGAUGCCAAGAAAGAAGAGGUCGAGCCGGUUCCCUGUCGAGCACCUGGGGAUGAUGCCGAAUUUAAAGAUGACAAGAGCAUCGCGCCUCAUAACGUCGAAGAAGAAGAAACAUCCCGGCAAGAACCUACAAGUCACGCAAUUGAAAUUUCGUCCAGUGACGAGAGCAUUACGGAGAUGCAGGACGAGGCAGUUGAAGAAAUCGAGACCAUGUUUAAAAAGACAAUGGCGGAGGCAUCCACAGAAACGGAAGGGCCUUUAGCCUUUGAGAGUUUCCUGCAUAAGAACGGCACUCUGUACAGCUGUUUCAGCCAACACGGAAGCCGCGUGUACGUUGAUGAGACGAACGGUCUUGUCCCGUUUCCAGAUGAGUGGUACAGCGAAGGACGGUUCAUUAAUGCCACAAAUGAGCAGGCACUCAGCCAAAACGCGGCUCCCUCCGGCAGCCAGCCCGCGCCCGCCGAACCCGCGUUUGCCGAAGACGACCGCGCCAGUGCCGUGUACAUCCAGGGGAAGGGCAUGCUCAUGACCUACAUGUUUGAGGAGAAGGCCAACGUGUGCAGAUACUUUGACGCUCAGUCGGGGCUGUGGCUCCUGCUGCCGCUGCAGUGGGAGAUGAACAUCGACUUCGUCAGAAUCCGAAUUCAGCAAGUCAUGGGCGCCCUGCCGGGGCUGGCCGACCCGACGGAGGUCACCGCGGCCCUCCGGCAGUGCCGCUACGACCCCGACGAGGUCAUCUCCGCCUACCUCUCCAUCUUCGGAGACGCACUGCUCCAGCCGGCCCAGGGAGAGCAGGGCGGCAGGGAGCUGCACUCCUUCAGGACUCACCUGGAGAAGGAGCGGGUGAUAGAGGACCUGAGGCAGAGGCUACUGCUCAAAGAGCAGGAGGUGGAGAGGCUGGUCCAGAGGAACAGCCAGCUGUCCCGUGAGACGCAGAACCUGUCCGACACGCUCCAGCACCUCCACCGCACGGUGGCCGAGCUGGAGGCGGGCCAGCAGGAGGCGCGGGAGAGGGUCCGGGCCCUGCUGGCCCGCCGCCCCGCGCUGCCCCCCCCAGCCCGGCCCGAGCGGCGGCCCGCCGUGGACCCCGCCCGCCUGCAGGCGCUCGCCACCCUGACGCGCAGCCUCAACGUCGCCGGCAAGCAGCUGCGCUCGGCGGCGGCCCGGUGGCUGCAGGACGCGCGCCGCCAGGCCGCCCAGCUGGAGGAGGAGGCGCUGCGGCUGGCCCGGGCGCAGGAGGAGGCGCGCAGGGAGGCGCAGGAGCUCCGCGCGCUGUACAGGAGGGAGGCCCUGGAGAGGAAGGCGCUCUACAACAGGCUGCUGGAGCUGCAGGGGAACAUCCGCGUCUUCUGCCGCUGCCGGGCCAGCGCCGCCGCCGCCGCCGCCGCCAGCCCCUGCCUGGAGGUCACCUCCGAGGAGGAAGUGGCCGUCAGCCAGAAGAGCGGCAAGAGGAAGUUCCUCUUCGACAAGGUGUACUCCUCUAGCGCCUCUCAGGAGGCUGUGUUUGAGGGGACCCUCCCAGUCAUAGCCUCCUGUGCUGACGGGUAUAACGUCUGCAUUCUGGCCUACGGGCAGACGGGCUCGGGGAAGACCUACACCAUGAUGGGGCGCAGAGAUGAGCCAGGGGUUAACGUUCGGUCAGUCAGGGAGCUCUUACGCAUUUGUAAAGAGAGAGAAAAGGUCACCUAUGCCCUGAAGAUCUCCAUGUUAGAAGUUUACAACGACAGCUUGAACGACCUCUUGGCAAAGAGCGCGACGGGUCAUUUGGAGAUCAGGACCCAAGGGAAGUCCGUCAGCGUUCCCGGGCUCACUGCCGUGGAGGUGAAGACAGAGGAGGACAUUUUAAGCGUCAUGGAACUGGGUGAAAAAAACAGAAAGAUCGCCUCGACCAAAAUGAACAUAGAGAGCUCCCGUUCCCAUCUCAUCCUCACUCUGCGGGUGGACGGGACGGACACCGUCUCCGGGGCGACCUCCCGCGGCACCCUCACCCUGUGUGACCUGGCGGGGUCAGAGCGCAUCUCCAAAACUGAGGCCAAGGGGGCCCGGCUGCUGGAGGCCGCCUCCAUCAACAAAUCCCUGACCGCCCUGGGACAGGUGUUCAGCGCUCUGAAAAGCAACGCGCUGCACGUGCCCUUCAGGAACUCCAAGCUCACGCACCUGCUGCAGCCCUGCCUCAGCGGAGACGCCAAGGCCUGCGUGUUCGUGAACGUCAGCCCGGAGCCCAAGGACCUGCCGGAGACGCUCAGCACCCUGCAGUUCGGCUCGUCCGUCCGCCAGGUGGCCCUGGGCCGAGCCGCUCAGCACGCCAUGCCCCCCGCCACGGGGCACGGCGCCAAGGCUGAGAGAUAACCGCUC